Messenger RNA from Colletotrichum chrysophilum, 1659 nucleotides. RefSeq lists its product as uncharacterized. Gene Ontology annotation, biological process: carbohydrate metabolic process. NCBI's taxonomy places the organism in Eukaryota, Fungi, Ascomycota, Sordariomycetes, Glomerellales, Glomerellaceae. The record is from RefSeq and is a predicted model, not a curated record. The transcript has a single exon. The coding region runs from base 1 to 1659 and encodes 552 amino acids.
AUGUCUGAUGCACCCGAGGGCAUGGUCGCGAGCGUUCUCCCGACAAGAUGGAACCGAGAAUUCGAAAAGGUCGCCAACGACCUCUGCCCCGAAUUGCACAGAUGGGCUCGCACACCUCAGCGAGUUAUCAAGUUUGACCAAGACGACACCCAGUACUUUGGUGUUCGUGCUGCGCCGGCGGAAUGCACUAUCGACCAGCUUCCGUCCAAGACUUGGGGAAAGGGAGAUGAAUUCAUUCUCGACUUCGGCGUCCACAUGGUGGGAUACAUAUCGUUUCGUCUCGAGUCCCGAGGAUCGCACAUGGACGCACCUUGCAGGUUGCGCCUUACCUUUGGCGAGUCUCCGUUUGACGUGACCUUGGGCAUGGACAACGUCAAGACUUGGAUCAGUACCAGCUGGCUCCCGGACGAGGUCAUCAACAUCGACAUGUGCCCUGAGCUAGUGACAUUGCGCCGCCGGUACUCCUUCCGAUUUCUCCGAGUUGAAGUCGUCGACACAUCACCACUGUUCAAGGUUGUCUUUUCGGAUAUCAAGUGCGAGUGUGUGAGCGCCGUCAGCCAGACGCAUUCACUGGAGGCGCUGGACUUUGGUGAUGAGCUUCUCCGGAAGAUUGACCAUGUCAGCAUCUCAACCUUGAGAGACUGCAUGCAGACAGUCUUCGAAGAUGGCCCUCGUCGCGAUCGCCGACUAUGGAGCGGAGACCUUCGGUUACAAGCUCUCGCAAACUACAGCACUUUCAAAGACUUCAACCUCGUCAAGCGCUGCAUCUUCCAGUUUGCGGCCGUGGUUCGCGAAGAUGACUCGGUGCCUGCAUGCAUCUUUGAGCAGCCGCAACUGACGCCUUCAUCUGACUACAUCGUCGACUACGACGCUCUCUUUGCGGCUAUUGUCAACGACUAUGUGGUGGCAUCGGGUGACACCGCUGCCGGCCACUACCUGUGGCCGACCGUGCUUGGAUGCGUCAAACGAGCGAUAUCACACCUGGACCCUGAAACUCAUGCCUUUGAUGAAACGAAGGGUGAGGGAUGGAAGUUCCUCGAUUGGCAACCCGGCUUGGAACAUAGCGCGGGCGAGCAUGGUGUCCUCCUGUACUGCCUCAAGGCGGCGAAUGCUCUGGCCAAGGUCCUCGGCAAGGAAGCCCCUUUUGUGGAUCUCGUGGCCCAAAUGACCGAAGCAGCGAAGGUUUUUCUUUCACCAGAAAACGUCUUCGUAUCUGGCCCCAAGGGUCAAGUGAGCUAUGCCUCAGCAUCAUGGCUGGUCCUGGCCGAGGCCUUCCCAAAGGAUGUGGCGCAGACUGCGCUGCUCAAUACCCUUUCUCAUCCUGAAGCUCUCAAGCCCCUCACACCCUAUCUAUGGCAUCACGUAUGCGAUGCUCUUGCAACCGUGAGAUGUUAUGAUAAGUGUAUUGAGAUCAUGACAGAUUAUUGGGGAGGAAUGGUCAAGGCUGGCGCUGAUACGUUUUGGGAGUGUUACAACCCGGCAGACCCAAAGGCGAGUCCUUAUGGCGAUGCCAGAAAUAACAGCUUCUGUCAUGCCUGGAGUUGUACCCCUACCUACCUGCUAAGAGGGAAGCUGAAAGAGUUCGUGGGUGUGAAGGGUACGAAGACGGUGACCAUGGGUGGCUUGGAUGAUAGCUGGAUCCAGUCUCAAGUGAGCUGA